Belonocnema kinseyi is the source of this 367-nucleotide messenger RNA. RefSeq lists its product as uncharacterized. Bases 26 to 367 code for a protein of 113 amino acids. The record is from RefSeq and is a predicted model, not a curated record. Lineage: Eukaryota; Metazoa; Arthropoda; Insecta; Hymenoptera; Cynipidae. The transcript is spliced from 2 exons.
CGUCAAUUGCGUCCAAAUUGCUCGCAUGUCACCACCAUGCGUACGACCUUCAUGCGUGCCAGCGAUAUGCGUCGCAAUUGACUGCGCAUAUGUCUGCUCGAGUGAUGACGCGGGGUGCGGAAGAAUCCACACGCAUGCGAGUGAAUACACCAUUAUCGUGCAAGCACAUUGUUAUCUGCGUCAAUUAUGGAAAAUGCCUAAGUCAAGUAUGUCACGUGUUCGGAGGCACCCAGCUCCAGCCAGUAUACCUAGCAAUCUGCACGAGGAAAAUGAAAGGUUCACAGCGGCUCGGAUAAAGCAAAGGGUUUUUGACAGUUCUGGGUCAAAACUCAGAAGAUCCAACCUAUUCACCUGGGAUGCUCAGUAG